Cottoperca gobio is the source of this 2356-nucleotide messenger RNA. RefSeq names its product IL2 inducible T cell kinase (gene itk). The record is from RefSeq and is a predicted model, not a curated record. Gene Ontology annotation, biological process: intracellular signal transduction; protein phosphorylation. Gene Ontology annotation, molecular function: ATP binding; protein tyrosine kinase activity; protein binding. The coding region runs from base 149 to 2002 and encodes 617 amino acids. The transcript has 17 exons. Lineage: Eukaryota; Metazoa; Chordata; Actinopteri; Perciformes; Bovichtidae.
CGAGUGCAACAACUUUAUGCAGGAAGCUCCAGCUUCUAUCAAGCUCUGAUCUACUGUUUUGUUUUCUGUCACUGCGAGGUGCUCAAUCUCUCUCUCUGUAAGUCGAAAGCCACCGGUGUUUUCCACAGUGUUGUUCGUAGCUGUUACCAUGUUCCCCCGGGUGAUUCUGAAGGGAACUAUGAUUAAAAAAUCACAACAAAAGAAGAGAACAUCUCCGUGCAACUACAAAGAGAGGUUUUUUGUAUUGGACACCCAAGAACUGAAGUAUUCUGAACGCCGCCUGGGUAGGAAGCCCUUGCUGAAAGGUUGCAUCGAGCUGUUAAGGAUCAAGUGUGUGGAGAUUGUGUGUACUGAUGUCCCCAUACCGUGCAGCUAUAAGUACCCUUUUCAGGUUUUUCACAACAACCACUACCUAUAUAUUUUCGCCCCAGACAACGAUUGCCGUCAGAGAUGGGUCAGAGCUCUUAAAGAGGAGACAAAGAACAACAGUUUGGUGGCAAAAUACCACCCAAACUUCUGGAUGGAUGGAAAAUGGAAAUGUUGCCAACAAACAGAGAAACUAGCGGCCGGUUGUCAUGUUUAUGACCCAGUGGGUUAUGCUUCUAAAAAGCCACUUCCUCAACUCCCGGAUGCAGAGGGGGGAUUUCUUAAGGAGGAGCAGAUAAUGGUCAUUGCUCUGCAGGACUACACACCGCGCAGUCAAGAUGACUUGCCCAUUCAGAAAGACCAGGAGUACACGCUGAUUAACAGCUCCCACUCCGAGUGGUGGGCCGUACAGGAUGACAAGGGGAGCCAAGGCUUUGUACCCAGUACUUACGUAGCUGAGAAAUCUGGCAACAACUUUCAGAGAUUUAAAUGGUACAACAACAACAUAACCAGAGGGGAAGCAGAGGUUUUGUUAAUGAAACAGGGAAAGGAAGGUGCAUUCAUGGUGCGUGACUCGAGUAAGGCAGGAGUCUACACAGUGUCAGUCUUCACCAAAGCACCGGGGUCUAAUGGGGAGAAGAAUCCAAGAGUGAAACAUUACCAAAUUAGACAGACAGAAACAAGAGAGGCCACAUUUUACCUGGCAGAGAAGUACUUGUUCAGCACCAUUCCUGAGCUCAUCCAUUACCACCAACACAACGCUGCCGGCCUGAUAACGCGUUUGAGACACCCCGUAUCUCAAGAUGGAAAAUGCUCUCAGGACGUUGAUGAUCCCUCGAAAGAUCAGUGGGAAAUCGACCCCGUGGAGCUGACCUUGGGUCAGGAGAUAGGCUGUGGCCAGUUUGGACUCGUGCUGGAAGGGAGAUGGAGGGAGAACAAGGUGGCAGUGAAGAUGAUAAAGGAACAGUGCAUGUCAGAUGAGGAUUUCAAAGAAGAGGCCAGGGUCAUGAUGAGAUUGUCCCAUUGUAAGCUGGUGCAGCUCUACGGGGUGCGCACCCAGUGUGCUCCCAUGUGUCUGGUGUUUGAGUUCAUGGAGAACGGCUGUCUGUCAGAGUACCUGCAAGACAGGAAAGGCAAUUUGUCUCAGGACACGAUGUUGGGGAUCUGUCUGGACGUCAGUGAUGGGAUGGCUUACCUGGAGAGCUCCAACUUCAUCCACAGAGAUCUAGCUGCCAGGAACUGUCUCGUUUCAAAGAACAAUGAGGUGAAGGUAUCUGACUUCGGUAUGACCAGGUUUGUGCUUGAUGAUCAGUACACGAGCUCCCGGUGCUCCAAGUUCCCCGUCAAGUGGUCGGCCCCAGAGGUCAUCAAGUACUGCAAGUUCAGCAGCAAGUCUGACGUCUGGUCAUUCGGUGUGCUCAUGUGGGAGGUGUAUAACGAAGGCCGUCUUCCUUAUGAGAACCGCACUAACAGCGAUGUGGUGGACUCCCUGAAUUCAGGCCUGAGGCUCCUGAAGCCCCGCUUGGCCCCAGACGCUGUGCACCUGCUCAUGGAGUGGUGCUGGAAAGAGAAACCAGAAGAUCGUCCGUCCUUUGCUCUCCUCUUGCAUGAGCUGGCCUCCCUCUCAGACCUGUGAAGAUAAGAUCAGGGGUUGAAAACUAUGAAAACAGACAUAUUUAUUUUAUUUAUUGAUUUAUUAUGCUUGUCAUUGCUUUGAUUAAGAUGAUGACAUUUUCAAAUUCCUGGAUUUUGCACUUUAUCUGUUCCUAGUCUAUUCCUGAGAAGAGUCACACACUCACACACACACACACACACUCCAUGCAGACAUCUUUUUAUUAAGGUUUCAAAUAUUAUAUAAGGUCUCUGUAUAUUAAGCAGGUGAGAAGGUUAUGUUGUUUAAAACACUGUUAAUUAAAUGGAUUUUUUUUUCUCUUACGUUUUUCAGCAUAUUUUCAGCACUACAAAAAUAAAAACUGUUUAAACAACUUCA